AUGCUAAGAAUAUCAUCAACUGGAUCUAAGUUUUGCAAAGAUUAUAAUUAUUUCAAUCCUUAUUUUGAAAUUGUCAAGAUUAUAUACAAAUUCUUUGUUUUGCUUGUAACAUCAUUUGCAAAUUAUGCAAGCAGUUACAUCAUUGUUUGUCUCCCUGUGUUACAUCUUUUGAUGUUUAUCUUAACAUUUUUUAGGAAGCCUUAUCUUUCAUUCCUCAACAAUGUAGUUGAUUGCAUACUUUAUGCUAUUAACACGAUAGUCGGAAUCAUUACUUUUGUUAACAUUAUCAAGCCAUUACCAGAUAAAGUCAAUUCAUGGACUAUUAUCAUUUCAGAUGCAGCCGGUAUUCUUGCAACAAUCGUUACAAUAAUAGGUGGUUUGUUAUUUAAGAAUGAACCUAAUGAUCCGACAAGAUUCACAGAAUUAGAUUUACGUAGAUUUAAAGAGGAAGAAAAGGCAAGAAAGAAGAAACAGAAAGAAAAACAUUCAUAUACUUAUUCGGAAGAAAGUUAUGAUGAACAAAUGGAGGAAGAUGAUAACAAAGAUACUAAAACACCAAAUGAAAAUGCACAAAAGGAAGAACUAAUUGAAAUUCCAAAGGAAUUAAUUCAACCAGUUGAUGGAUCGCAUGAAGUAUUGGAUAAGGAUAUAAAUCAAGAUAGAAUUUACACAUGCUGA
Messenger RNA from Trichomonas vaginalis G3, 678 nucleotides. RefSeq lists its product as uncharacterized. Lineage: Eukaryota; Parabasalia; Trichomonadida; Trichomonadidae. The record is from RefSeq and is a predicted model, not a curated record. Bases 1 to 678 code for a protein of 225 amino acids. The transcript has a single exon.